Gongylonema pulchrum is the source of this 375-nucleotide messenger RNA. The record is from the annotation of a GenBank genome assembly. NCBI's taxonomy places the organism in Eukaryota, Metazoa, Nematoda, Chromadorea, Rhabditida, Gongylonematidae.
UAUAUCGAUCGGAUUGUAAUCAGUUCGAAAUCGUUUCCCAUGAAAUACUGGGAUAAAUUUGUUCGCCGAAAAACGAAACAAAAGUUCCGCGACCAAGUGGAUGAGGAAACUCUAAUUCUUGUUUUGGGUGAAGAUAGGCCAGCUACUGAUACCACCUUUGACUACAGAUACACCUGUUGGCUCUGGCUUGGAGUCAUUCUGACCAAUGGUCAGUUUCUGUAUCGAGUGCAUUACUUGUUAUGCUCAGCAUGUGGUGUCUUUGUGUCACCAUUUUUCUAUGCCUUCCACUUGGUUGACGUCGUUCUAUCGUUUCCUAUGUUAAAAGCUAUUUUACAAUCUGUUACACACAACUUGCAACAGGUAAACUAUUGGUGA